Molecule: messenger RNA, 456 nt
Organism: Asparagus officinalis (garden asparagus)
Lineage: Eukaryota; Viridiplantae; Streptophyta; Magnoliopsida; Asparagales; Asparagaceae
Exons: 2
Coding region: 1-456 (151 amino acids)
Biological process (GO): exon-exon junction complex disassembly
Cellular component (GO): cytoplasm; exon-exon junction complex
Molecular function (GO): RNA binding
Source: RefSeq, a predicted model, not a curated record
AUGUAUGCGAGUUUCCAUCUAUAUCCCAAUAGUUUCUUUGAAAAUCUAAUCAAACAGUCUGAUUUUCAGGCUACUCUUGCUUCAUCAGAUGACAAGGGCAAAGACUUGGAUCAAGCGCAAUCUGGGAAACUGAAAACUGAGAAUCCUGUUGAUAUACAAAGAUUGGGAAAUGUGGAAACAGUAACUAACCAAAUAAGUAAUCUAUCUGUUUCUUCAGCAGCAGAAGUACCAAGCCCGUCAACUGAUCAAAUCGAGACAUCUAAAAAUGAGGAUGUUGGCCAAGAUAUUGAUAAGAGAAUUCGAGCGCUAAAAAAGAAGAUUCGACUUGCAGAGGCACAACUAAAAGGCGACCAACAAAACAUGAAGCCAGAACAAUUAGAGAAGCUGUCUAAAAUUGAAGGAUGGUGCAAGGAGCUUAAAGCUUUGGAAGAUAAAAAGGCGAAUAAGGUUUCCUGA